CUGAGUGGCUGCGUGCUGAGUGCGUGUCCUGCUGGGUGGGUCUGGCAUGGUGCUUGUAGCUGGGGCUCACCAGCUGCGCAGUAAUACUGUAGCUGUACAGGCAGGGAAGCAGGGAUCCCAGCGGGCAGACUACGCCGGCGGCAGCAUGUGGUCAGUCUUGGUGUUUGGAAUCCUGACAGCCAUCUUCACCUGGGUCUGGUUUGGGGGCAGGGGAAAGAGAAGGGAACCAGAUGCAGGUGAGCAGCAGCCCCAGGAAGGGAGAGCGGAGGAGCCGCUGGCUGCAGGGAAUGCCCCGGACACUGCGCCGUGCGCCACCAGUGAGGAGUCCGGAGCAGACACGGGAGCAAGCCGGGACGCUGGUCACAUAACUACUUCAGGACAGGGCAGGAUCACUGAGCCGGCUCCGGCAGACCGUGUGCGGAAAGAGUCCCCUCAAUAUGUCCAGCCGAUGUCUGAGGAUGAGGUGCUCCGUGCAGGGGACUGCGUGCAAACACAUGGGACACUGGGGUCCCCCCCACACGAGGACGUUGCACUGCAGCCCAAAGGGGAAUUGUAUAGGGAUACUGUCUCCGAGCAAGCGGCGCUGCCAUCUGCGGAAGAGGGCUACCCCGCCGGUGUCCCAGAUAGAGAUGGGGCUCAAACCAACGUAGGGGAUCUGCAGUCCCCAGAUAAUUAUGGGGUGCAAAGCAAUGAAGAGGCCAUCCAGGCCCCAGACGUUCCAGACAAAGAAGAGGUGAAAAGCAAUGUAGAGGAUAUGCACUCAUCAGGUGUGUCAGGGAGAGAUGGGGUACAGACCAAUUUGGAUGACUUGCCCACAGAUGUCUCUGCAGAACUGCAAUGCAAUGUGGAGGCUACCUACCCCCCGGAUGUUGCAUCGAGUGCAGGCUUGCAGAUCACAGAAGAUCUGUCAGGAUGCCCUGCAGGCAUCCUGACUGAGGCGAAUGUGCAGUCCAGUGACAUUCUGGCGCAUCUUGUAGGUCUGCAUGAGGAAGAUGGAACGCAGCCUGAAGGAGAAGCGUACCCUGAAAAUGCCCAGCAGAAAGAGAGGGCGGAGGACUCUCCCACAGAUGUCUCACAGAGAGAGUGGCUGCAGAGCAAUGGAGAGGAACCCUGCAGUGCUACUGGGUCUGUUCAAGAGAAGGUGCACCCUAUACGUGCCCAAAAGGUUCUGCAUAUCAAUGGUGAGGAGGCGAUUCAAGAAAAUGCCAAUGCAACAGGGUUACUUACAGAGACUUUUGCGUCUUUUGCAGACCACAGAAAUUCUGUGAAUAUACUGGAGGCUACAGAGGACAGUAAAUUAAAAGACUAUGAUUUAUUUGCCCAUCACGAUGCGUCUCAUAAGGACAUGGUAUCACAUGAUCACAGUAAGCAUUCUUCUGGACAAAUGGACUUUGUAAAGCAUGAGUCUUCGGAACAGUUAAGAGCUGACAUGGCCCUUGAUGAACAUUCAUUGACUAACCACUGUGAUGCUGUAGAGCCAAUCGUUGGAUUACAAGAUAAUGCGGAUGUUGCUUCCAACUGCAUACCCAAUGAAAAUACUUCCACAGGAUUAACAGGCACCCAUGUAUCUGAAGAACUUACUCUGCAGGAUGCGCAAUCUAGUACAGUUCUGGAUAAAUCUACCAACAUGUUAUCUUUAUCCCAUCAGGAUGAAGAAGAAAGUCCUGGUCUCAGAGAGUCUACUGUAAGUGAAAAGGCCUGUUCUAGUUAUCUCUUGGACACAAAGUUCCAUGAAGGUGACUAUCCAAAAGCGAAACAGGUUGCUGCUAUUCAGCCAAUGCCACAGAAUGUGAAUCUUUCUUUCAAAGUUCAUUAUGUCACACACUCUGAUUCCCAAGUUAUUGCUGUCACUGGGGAUCUAAAAGAACUUGGUGAGUGGGAAGCCUUUGUCCCUCUGAUAUAUGUAAAAGAUGGCAUCUGGUCAAAUUCAAUCACCCUGCCUGUAGACACCACCGUGGAGUGGAAAUUUGUAAUGGUGGAAAAUGGAAAGAUAAACCGCUGGGAGGAAUGCAGCAACAGAUGUUCUAAGGCUGCACAUGAUGAUUUUGAGACCCAACAAUGGUGGGGCUAUCCGUAAUACAAAAUGUCUCUAGGAAAUUUAAGUCUUGCACUUUAAUUAUAGUCUAAUUAUAUUUUUCUGCAAUAUAGAGUAGGUAAGAAUCUAGUGCUAUCGCUUCUUACUAAUUCGAGCUGUUGUGAGACUGUUUGCUGUAUCAGUACAGUUUCAUGAUUACCUGGCAGUGAUUGAAACUGUGACUUAUCAAGCAACCUAACUUUUUAGUCCACAUUUUAGAAGUUGCAUUUUAGCCUGCAUGCAACUUUGUAUUUAAAAGUGACAGCAUGCAACAUGAGACGGAACCUUCAGUUUUUAAAUAAACUACUUGAUGUUUCUAUUGAAUUCAGCACAUUUCUGCAAAUCUACUAAUGAUUUGUCUUCAGUUCUCCUAUUCUAAUCUUAGAAUUUUUAAUAAACAAGUAUUUCUGUUUCAAACUGUGUCAACGUAUGUUUAAAAUGAAUGAAUGCAAUAAAGGAAUGUAUUGGCUAACUAUGCAAUUAA
Messenger RNA from Pseudophryne corroboree (corroboree frog), 2558 nucleotides. It is a transcript of the gene STBD1, whose product is annotated as starch binding domain 1. The transcript is spliced from 2 exons. The coding region runs from base 47 to 2077 and encodes 676 amino acids. The record is from RefSeq and is a predicted model, not a curated record. NCBI's taxonomy places the organism in Eukaryota, Metazoa, Chordata, Amphibia, Anura, Myobatrachidae. Gene Ontology annotation, molecular function: starch binding. Gene Ontology annotation, cellular component: membrane.